AUGAAGACAUUAGCAAUCCUAAUUUUUGUAUUUCCAAUUGUUUUAGCGCUAACAAAAAAUGAUAUGGAAUUCGGCAUUGAAUAUUUUCUAUACAGACAUGUUAAAUACAUUUGUUUAUUGACAUGCUGGGAUAAUAAGUUUAGAAUUAAUCAGUUCACAAAAUAUUCUUCGAAAAACUUCAUCGGUGUUUCUAUAGUUUUUCUGGAGAAUUUCAAUCUACGUAAAUUAGGAAGCUGUUCUACUACACAUAUGGGUGAUGUCGGUAUCCUAGUGGACAGCGAUUGCCCAAUCUCCAAAGAUGUACUUUAUUACGCUUCAGAAAACUCUUUGUUUGACUCUUCACGCAAAUGGCUGCUCAUUGAAAGCAAUAUGACUGACUACAACAACACGCUGUCAGCUGAAACGAUAGGGAGGUUCAAUGACCUCAAUAUGAACGUCAACGCAGAUUUGUUUGUCGCUAAAGUUACUGACAACGGGUAUGAAAUGUAUGAAAUCUUCAAUUAUGGAAAAAUACAGGGCGGAGAGCUUAUUAUCAACAAUUUGGGUGUAUGGAGCGACGGGCAAGGUUUCAAUGAAGAUCUGAACGGCUACAUGUAUUACAGAAGAUGGAACUUCCAGCAAUUGUCUAUGAGAAUGGUUGUUGUCAUGACUUCGUCGCAAAAGGCAUUUGAACCCGCCUGGCUUUUAGACCCUCGACAAACCCCUGGCCUUGCAACCAUACUCAAAACAUCAGGAAUGAUAUUAAAAGAGGUCGCUGAACUGCAUAACUUUAGGUUCAAUUAUACAGUAAUGGACAGAUGGAUAGGAGAUUACACAGUGAAUGAUUCAAAAACGGUGGCAUCUACUUCGUUAUACUACAAACUACAGGACGUCACUCCAGUUCUGAGAUUCGAAAACGCUUUUGUAUUGUCUAAAGUUGAUUUAGUACACCCGCCGCUAACAUCUAUCGAGACACGUUAUUACUACAGAAUACCAACUUACGGCCCUGGGAAGUUUGAGAAUCAGUUUCUCCGGCCACUCAGCUCUGGGGCCUGGUUAUGUGUGGUUCUGAUUUCUGUGAUGUGUGGCUGUCUGUUACUUUUAACUGCUAAACUGGAGCGAAGACAGGCCGCGGGGCAGUACGCAUUUUUCUCUGUAUUAGCUUCGAUUUGUCAGCAAUUCUUCGAAGAUAAUAACGAGAGUGGAACAGGAAAUGCAUCGAGCGCAAGGAAACUGAUUGUGAUAGUGACCGGCGCUUCCUGUCUCCUCGUAUAUAACUACUACACUAGCAGCGUGGUCAGCUGGCUACUCAGCGGUCCACCACCAUCCAUCAACACCCUGGAGGAACUGCUGGACAGUCCUCUGGAAUUGAUCUUUGAGGAUGUCGGAUACGCGCGGUCUUGGCUUAAGUCUCCCAGUUAUUUUUUCAAUAGAAGAAACGAGAAAAUAGAAAACCUACUCCGUCAAAAGAAGGUGUUGAAUAAGAGAAAUAUCGAUGUUUUGACUAAUUUGGAACGGGGCAUCGCUAUGGUGAAAGCUGGAGGAUACGCUUUCCAUACAGAAGUCGACAGCGCGAACCGACUUAUAUCGCAAAAAUUUACACAAACUGAACUUUGUGAGCUGGGAUCCAUAGAUUCUAUGAAAAAAAGUCUAUUAUAUGUGACUGUCCAGAAAAAUAGCCCGUUUAAGGAGUUUUUAAAUUGGAGCCUCAAGCGUUUCAACGAACGCGGCAUAGUCUCCGUGGUCCAGCGCCGCACCAGGUCGUCCCAGGUGGAGUGCGAAGGCAGUUCCCCACGAGCAUUGACCCUGGGUGGAGCGGCACCAGCUUUCAUACUCUUGGUCGCUGGAUAUGUCCUGGCUCUGGCUAUAAUGAUGGUGGAACGGAUGGCUGAGAAACGUAACCUUCAAAUAUUGCGGUCCAUGCUGAAGUAA
Amyelois transitella is the source of this 1911-nucleotide messenger RNA. RefSeq lists its product as uncharacterized. The coding region runs from base 1 to 1911 and encodes 636 amino acids. Lineage: Eukaryota; Metazoa; Arthropoda; Insecta; Lepidoptera; Pyralidae. The record is from RefSeq and is a predicted model, not a curated record. The transcript has 15 exons.